AUGUGGAGGAGAAAUACCGACCCCGAGCCCCAGAUGGGCUAUCAUGCCUAUCCAGAGCCAACGAUGGAUGAUCGUUAUCUCGAGACCAUCCACGAGGUGGAAUCUCUAUAUAGUCGAAACAGUCGCAGGAGUAGUGUACACCAGGCCCUUCCAGAACUACCUUUUCGUGCCGUUCCGCCUAUGUAUGAGCGUGAUUCGGUCUAUUCCAACGAACCCGUUUCCCCCAUCGCUUCCCACUUCUACCAACAGCCCGCGGCCAACCGAAACAUCAGUGAACGGCCAAUCUCAGAACCCGAAGCCGUCUCGCCCGUCAGCAGCAGAGAAACGCUUCAUGCCCAUACCGAGUCAAACACCUCCGUAAUCUCUCCGAUCGAACCCAAUUUCCCCGCUGCUACACAGAAACCACCGCCGGAAUCUGCGAAACCGAGUCAGAUCCCCAAGAGACUUCCACUCCCAAUCGCUACCAACGUUUCCCCUGCAGAGUCGGGUGUCAAGAAGCGCUGGUCACAUAAAGCAACCAAGAGUGGGGAAACCCGAUGGGAUGCAUAUUCAGGCGAACCCACGGAUGGUCAAAAGGGCCACCCCUCCAGCUAUAAAUCUGGAGCGCCCCAACCAGAACAGUCAUUCCCUCAGUUGAAAGAAAGGACGAGGCAGAUUCUCGCAGGCCUUAAGGAACGGGAAGCUGUCAAGAAAUCAAACUGGGCGCAAUCCACCCCUGCCGAAGAUCCCCUGGACAAUCCAGUGGAACGACCAGCCUGGAAAGGUGCGAGUGGACGGACGACACUAGUGGAGCCUGUUAAGAACACUCCCAGUGCACGAACCAAGCCUUUAUUGUUGCUUCAACGUAAGAAGGUUGAACGAAAUGUCCCCAGCCCUGUGCUUGAUGAGGUGUCUGAGCCCUCCCAGUCACCUAGGCCGCCAAUGUCAGCCUCCGGCCCAUCUCUUGCCACUAUCCGAUCUGUUGACUCUGCGGAUUCUCUCAAGCCCGUGGCUCCAUUGAAAGGAAGAAAUACACCACGUGUAUUAUCACCAACCGAGGGUGAACAUCAGACUCGAGCUCUUGAAAGCCCUUUCCAAAGUCCUGGACCUCCUCCGCGGAAUAUGUAUGAUGCUAUGCCCAGUCCGGCUCCCAGCACAAUUCAAGAAUAUGGUGCUGACAGUCCGACUCUUGGGUCGGUCGCUUCGUUUGAUCCAGCUCGACCGAAUUCGAGUUCGGAAUCUCUCCAUGAAAAUGCACCACCAAAACCCCUACAGCGCGAAGCGGAGACGGCGUCCAGUUGGAACACAUAUGCGACGAGUAAUGUGGAUGAAUAUUCGGGUGCCCCUCCGAGUCCGAUAGCACGACAGCAGUUCAACAGCAGCCCCGUCUCCUUUAAUGACUCAUCCACAGUUCCUCCCCCGAUUAUGCUGCGCAAACGUGUAGCUGCUAACAAUAGCGCCCGAAGUCAUGAUGCCUACAGUGGUGUUUCACCGUUUGGAAACAUCGGUGUACGAAAAUCGAGUUCGAAUAUUCUUCGCAAGGCUGUGGGAGCGGAAAAGGGACGAUCGGCCAGCUUGAUGAGUGGAGCAUCUAUAAGCAAAUCUCUCCCCCCAACACCCGUUGAGACAUCAGCGGCAGACAAAGCCGGGACACUGGAAGCACGAAUGGAGGAUUUGGCCCGACGAAAGAGAAACACAAAUAAAAUCAUUGCCGAAUUACGCGAAUCGUUGAAAAAGUAUGCCAUCGUAUAUGAUGCGCGGAAACGAAAGGAAGUGGACAAAAUGAUCAUCAACCUCGAACUGGAAUUACAAGAUAUCACCAAUGAAGAACACGAAACGGGGUUGAGAUUACACCGCGUACAGAGGCGGAAGGACAAAGACGACUUCUACGAGCAGCCGACCGGAUUAUGGAUCAAGAGAGUCACAACCUGA
This is a messenger RNA of Exophiala bonariae, 1911 nucleotides long. RefSeq lists its product as uncharacterized. The record is from RefSeq and is a predicted model, not a curated record. Lineage: Eukaryota; Fungi; Ascomycota; Eurotiomycetes; Chaetothyriales; Herpotrichiellaceae. Bases 1 to 1911 code for a protein of 636 amino acids. The transcript has 2 exons.